AUGUUCAAAUACUUCGCCAUUUUCGCUCUCUUGGCUGUUGCCCAAGCUGCUCCUGGUCAUCUGCUCGGUCAUCAUACCUUGGUCCAACCUGUUGUGUACUCAUCCCCCACCGUAGUUAAGACUGUGUCCACACCUGUAGUCCACUCCUAUGUUGCCACAGCCCCAGUUGUCAAGACAGUUGUCAGCCAAGUUGCCACUCCCGUUGUUCAUCAGUAUGCCGCUGCUCCAGUUGUUCAUCACUAUGCUUCCGCUCCAGUUGUAAAGACUGUUGUCCAUUCCGCUCCCUUGGUUAAGACUGUUCCAAUUGCCGUUUUUGCUCUUUUGGCUGUCGUUGCUCAAGCUGCUCCCGGUUAUGUGAGUCAUCAUAGUCAUACCUUGGUCCAGCCUGUUGUGUACUCGGCACCUCUUAUCAAGACCGUUUCAACACCCGUGGUCCAUUCUUAUGUGGCCGCCGCUCCAGUUGUCAAAACUGUCGUUACUCCAGUUUAUCACACCUAUGCCGCUGCUGCUCCAGUUGUCCACCACCAUUAUGCUGCCACUCCUGUUGUAAAGACUGUUGUCCACUCAGCUCCUCUGGUGAAAACAGUUCCCCUUGUCUAUGCCUCGGGUUUCCGUCAUUAA
Molecule: messenger RNA, 621 nt
Organism: Musca vetustissima
Lineage: Eukaryota; Metazoa; Arthropoda; Insecta; Diptera; Muscidae
Product: pupal cuticle protein G1A-like
Exons: 3
Coding region: 1-621 (206 amino acids)
Source: RefSeq, a predicted model, not a curated record